Messenger RNA from Venturia canescens, 4569 nucleotides. Its product is annotated as dnaJ homolog subfamily B member 12. Gene Ontology annotation, molecular function: Hsp70 protein binding. Gene Ontology annotation, biological process: cellular response to misfolded protein. Gene Ontology annotation, cellular component: endoplasmic reticulum membrane. Lineage: Eukaryota; Metazoa; Arthropoda; Insecta; Hymenoptera; Ichneumonidae. Bases 554 to 1657 code for a protein of 367 amino acids. The transcript is spliced from 8 exons. The record is from RefSeq and is a predicted model, not a curated record.
CACCCCAUUUUUAUACUUGUUAGCCACGCCUCCGUGUCCGAUCCCGAUACGUGGUAGAGUAGAGAAGUGGAGUUUCUCUACUAACGGUAUAUACGCACGCAUUGUCCCGUUCUGUAAUCUUAUAGUGGUGUAAAAGUUUGGCCCACUAUCGUACACAUUGUAUUUAACGUCGUCGCAUAGUGACCCUCGUCGUUGUCGAAGAGAAUGAAAUAGCUGCUUGAUACUUGGGCGAAGAUGACGUAAUACGUUUUUAUCGAAUUACCAUAUGAUAAUAUAUAUAUACUAACGCGGUAACGACGAUGUACGUCGACAAGCAGCAGCAGCGGCAGCGAUAGGACAAUAGUCAAAAUUCGGAAGUGGACGGAAGCAACGGAGAUUGGAGAAUUUAUUUACAAAAUAUCGCUCAGUCACUUUGUAACCAGGAACAAAGUGUUGAAGUCACGCGCUGCUUAAUUUUUCCGAGGUUGUUCCUCUCGUGCCCCUUAUAUAUACUUUUUAUUCAUUUCGUUCGGCUUGUUUGGACUGUCACAAUAAUACACCAAGCUGAUAAAAAAUGGAUAGUAACAAAGAUGAAGCUGAUCGUUGCAUGGAAUUGGCCGAACGUUAUGUGCGCGAAAAAAAGUUUGACGAGGCUGAAAAAUUUAUACGAAAAGCAAUUAAACUCUAUCCAACCAAACGAAUGGAAGAUAUACUGACACGGGUUUCGGCCCAGGCAAAACAGAAUAAAAGAGCAUCACCGGAACCUGAAAUAAGAAAACGUCGUGCCUCUUUGAAAGAUACCAUUAAUGGUCACUCGGCGACUGAAUACAGCAAGGAUCAAAUAGAGUCUGUUAAAAGAAUUAAAAAAUGCAAGGAUUACUACGAGAUUUUGGGAGUGACGAAGGAAGCGACAGAUGGAGACAUAAAAAAAGCUUAUAAAAAAUUAGCGCUUCAACUCCAUCCUGAUAAAAAUAAAGCUCCUGGUGCGGCUGAAGCAUUCAAAGCUAUUGGAAACGCAGUGGCUGUACUCACUGAUGUUGAAAAACGUAAGCAAUACGACUUGUAUGGUUCGGAAGAGGAACGUAUGCAAUCUGCUCAUUCUCGCCAGACUCAUCCGCAUUACAAUUACACGCGAGGAUUCGAAGCGGACAUAACGGCAGACGAAUUAUUCAACAUGUUUUUUGGUGGUGGUUUCCCACAACAAGAAUUUUACGUGCGUCGCGGUGGUCGAUGGACACGACAAAAUGCACCCGAACCUUAUCCCAGACAUACCCAGCAAGGAUACACGGCCUUUCUUCAGAUGUUGCCGGUACUUCUCCUCAUAGUGUUAACAAUGAUGAGCAGUUUUUUCAUAUCCGACCCCGUGUACAGUUUAUACUCUAACGCGAAAUACAAUGUUCAUAGAACAACCCAAGACCUCAAAGUUUCUUAUUAUGUCAAGGAAAACUUUCACAGCGAGUACCAGGGUAGUUUGAGGAGGCUCGAAAUGUCCGUCGAAGAAGAUUAUAUGAACACUCUGAGUCUUGCUUGUUCAAGGGAGAAAAAGUAUCGCGAAGCGAUGAUGUGGAAAGCAAGAAAUUUCGACGAUUCGGAAUCACUUCAAAAGGCGAGAAGCAUGGACACACCGUCGUGCAAGAGAUUUAUGGAGAUGCGCCAACAUGCGAGAACAGCGAGAUGAAUGAAAUCCAGUCUGAUUAAUGUAGAUAGAUAGGUGUAUUAUAUACAUGCAUAUUUACACCAGCGUGGAUUUUAUUCGGAGAGUCGGAAAAUAGAAAUUCGCUUGGGUGAGAGAAGAGAAUGAAUUGAAUUGAAAGAACGGAAGAUCGAGCGAGGGCGGGGGGUCAUUAGGAAAUUGGAAGAGAAUUCAAUAAACCUCGAUUGACCGACUUUUUCCCAAAAAUCUGCGAACAAGUUGUUUUUCAUACACGUUUCCGCGUCUAUAUCGUUGCUAAUUUAGAAUAUUUAGGUGCACUUAUUUAUUUAAUGCCCCCGUUCCCACCGGUAGUUUUUUGAAUUUCCUUCUACGCUGUAGAACGCGAAUUUUAAAGAAUAAAAAUGCCGAGUAUAGCGUAAAUCACCGUGUCGUCACAUUGAUGUUGGUAGACGUAAAGGAAAAAGAAAAAACUUUGCGUACGAUCGGGCAUGUAUCGAAAUUUUUAUUUGUUGAAAUAUUUAGUUUGAAUUAUCCAUAAAAAAUAAAAUUGAUACGAUAAUAUUGGAUUUUUCUUUUUUCGAAAAUUGAAGGAAUUUGGUGUCAACCGUGGAAAAUCAGCCCGAUAAUUCGGGGCGUUCCAGAUAUAAAAUUUAGUUAGAGCGCCUUAAUCGCGUACGUUUCGUACAAGCGAACGAAAAAAUACCCUGAAAAUGUUAUUAUUUAUUAUAGAUUUUUUAUUUGUACACAUAAUACAACAAAAGUUAAAAACAUCGUAUUUCGUUUAUCACAUGUCGGUGGUAACAUAAUAUACACAUAUGUAUUCUUUCUCCUCCAGUUUUCUUUUUUUCUCUUUUCUCUGACAAUUUUUCAUCUCCUCCAAACGUGAGAUUACAAAAACAUUAUCGUAAACUUGGUUGAGCGAUAUUAUUUUCUAGACUUAAUCCUAUACUGAUUUACGACAGGCGGAAAGAACCUUUCAAAUUAUUUUUCAGCUAUGUACAAUCAGCGCAGGGCGUUCGUUCGUAAUUAGUCCAUUUCACGCCAAACCGGUGCAUCGUCGUCUAACGGUGACGUACAUAAUUUAUUUAUUUUCUCAGAAAUUUUCGUUCAAUUGAUGUUUAUCUAGAAAAAAUCAUUGUCGCCUCACACUUAUGGACUUUUUAUCGGAAACACCGAACAUAUUUUUUACAAUAUUGUCCAUAUCCCAAGCUUCGAUAUGAAUCCAAACUUUUGUUUUCACCAUGUAACUCAUACAGUUGAUUUCAUUUUUAAAUAAAGUUCAUUGAGCAUGCAUGCUCGUGACGAGGAGGGUACGGAGCUAUGCUAAAAAUAUUGAAUAAUAUAACGAAAGAACAAAAAAAGUUUGUCGAUAUAUUUUGAAAAAAAUCGAAAUCCUCUAUAAUUGACGGAUUUUAUUUUGAUGUAUCCGUGAUGCAUAAGAUAAAUCGUGCAAGAUUUGGAAAUAGUAUUAUUAAUAAUUGAAAAAUCCUUGCAUCCACAAAUAACGAUUUAACCGAAAUAUAUCAUUUUUUCCCGAAAAAUCACAUUUUUUUUUGGUAAUUAUGCAGAAGGGGGACACCACUCCAAUUUUAGGGGAAAUUCUUUUUUUUUCUUUUUCUCGUAUGAACGUCUUUUCAGCAUGUCGCUAUUAGUAAAUUUGAACCGGGAAACACACGAUAAAAUCGGGCAUUUUUGUACAUCUCGGAGGGGUUCUCAUGGAUUUUGCGGUGUUAACGAUUCCGCGAACUCAUCCAAAGAUAUGCUCCGGAUCGACCCAAUAAUUUCAGUGUGUUCAACGAUUCCCCAUAUACAUCCAAAGGUGUUGCGGACCUACCCAACGAUUCUGCGCAUCCAUCUAAAAAUGUUCCGGACCGUUGUUACAUCGUUACUAAUUCACAAGAUGCAUUACAAAAAAAAAAAAUGGUGUCAUUUUAAGGUGACGCCUCACUUCUGCAUAAUUACCUUUUUUUUUCCAUGCUCUCUCAAUAAAAAUUGUCGAAAGAAUGUACUUUUCCUAUUCAUAAGUUGUGUAAUUCUUCAUGUUACCGAUAAACUAGGCACGAUAAUAAUGUUCUCGUUCAUACUUUUUGAACACUCUUAUAUUUACUUACUUAGUUACUCGAUUUCAUACACACAUUUUACAAUAAAUAGAAGAUUAUAAUACGUUUGUCGUACAAAAAAUGAUAGAAAAAUGAAUGAGUCCGUGAAAUGACUUGCGAAUCGUAGGACAAUAGUAGCUAACGAAUGAAUAGCGUGGGCAAGCGUUAUUUUCUUCAUUUUGUCUAGAAUUCUGUUUUUCGUGUGGUGAUUCGUUGCGACCGGUUCACUUGUCCCAAGCAACUUUGAAGAAAAGACCUCUUCAAAUGUCUUCAAGUGUCGGUAAAAAAAUUUUAUCAAUAAACAAUACAUUCUAUCACAAGAAAGAAAAAAAAAGCAGGAUUUUGCAUUAGAAUGCGGACGCAAAAAAUAAAUGAAGAGCGAGUAGAAAAGUACGAAAACGUUGAAAAUUUGUAAUUUUAAUAUAUUUAUUUCGAUGUCACAGUCAGAAUUUCAUCAUGUUUUUUGUUUGUUUUUUUUUUCACAGUCAUGAACCCCAAAAUUAUUUGUUUAAUAUAUGGUAUAACGACGUUCAGUUAGACUCUUUAGUCGAGCAUCCAUUCGCUGUAUUGACAAGACAAAAUAACAAGAAAUAAAGUUCAAUAAAAACACGCGGAAGUUCGACGACAUGGAUGAUACAAAAAAUAGAAGAAAAUUAAUUUAGUCUAUUCCCAUUUCUGACAUUGAAUGGAAAUACAAAUAAUUGCCUCUACUGUAAAAGGUAUGAACAAACGAUGCUAAGAAAAUGACAAUGGCGUUUGAAGAAUGAAUUUCAAAUAAAAAAAAUUGGACGAUUAUACUAGCCUACUUCUUCAAUAAAGAAAGAGUUGAAACAAUAA